Dioscorea cayenensis subsp. rotundata (Guinea yam) is the source of this 826-nucleotide messenger RNA. RefSeq lists its product as uncharacterized. The record is from RefSeq and is a predicted model, not a curated record. Bases 29 to 649 code for a protein of 206 amino acids. NCBI's taxonomy places the organism in Eukaryota, Viridiplantae, Streptophyta, Magnoliopsida, Dioscoreales, Dioscoreaceae. The transcript has a single exon. Gene Ontology annotation, cellular component: plasma membrane.
GAAAACAAGCUAGAAAAAACCCAAAGCCAUGGCAGGCCCUAAUCAAUCAAAACCAUCCUCAAACCCUCCUCGGUUGCCUCCGCAGUCACGGCCGGGACCUCUCCGAUGCAUUUGCAUCAUUCUUCUCCUCUUCAUCAUCGUUAUCGGCAUCGCAAUUCUCAUAACUUGGCUCAUCAUCCGUCCCACUCCCUUAGACUACACCAUUGAAGAUGCCAAGAUCCACAACUUCAACAUCUCUUCUAACAAUGCUCUAAAUGCCACCUUCAACCUCACUAUUAAGUCUUACAACAAUAAUCACAAGGUUGGCUUAUGGUAUGACUCUAUGGAUAUCACUAUUUGGUAUGAUAAACAAAUGUUGGCUUUCGCCGAUGUUUCGCCUUUUUUCCAAAGAAAGAGGAAUGAGACGACACUGCAUGUCGAUAUCGGGGCUAUGGCGACACCGUUGAUGACCUCGGUGGCUAAGAAAAUCAAGAAUGAUCGGUCCUCCGGCGAGGUGGAGUUGGUGGUGAAGUUGAAUGCAAGGAUUAGGUUUAAGGUUGGUGCUAUAAAAUCUAAGCAUUAUGAGAUGGCGGUGGAUUGCUCGCCGGUGGUGGUGCAUUUCUCUCCGGCGACACCGUUUGAUAGGGUACAUUGUGAUGUCGAUGUAUGAAUUAAUUCUUAUUCUUGUUGUUGUUGUUCUUGUUUCUUGGGUUUUCUUAGUUUGUGUUAAUUAGGGUUUGCAUGCAUGCAUGCACGCAUGGGAUUGUUUGGCGAUUGAAUACGUACGUUGUUGUUUUGGUUUUGUAUUGAGUUGUUGACAUUGUUUUAAUUGAUUGAUUUCAUUGAU